Molecule: messenger RNA, 3456 nt
Organism: Daucus carota subsp. sativus
Lineage: Eukaryota; Viridiplantae; Streptophyta; Magnoliopsida; Apiales; Apiaceae
Product: histidine kinase CKI1-like
Exons: 7
Coding region: 1-3270 (1089 amino acids)
Biological process (GO): phosphorylation; phosphorelay signal transduction system
Cellular component (GO): nucleus
Molecular function (GO): phosphorelay sensor kinase activity
Source: RefSeq, a predicted model, not a curated record
AUGAAGCUGAAAAAUUCCAUUGUGCUGAGUCAUUUUGGUUUGCUGAUUGUUGUGAUAAAGGGUUGUGAUGCUCAUUAUCGGUGUUCAAGGUUUUGGCCUGUUCAAGUAUUGAUAGUGCUGGUGCUUCCGACUGUGGCAUUGCUACUACAUAUCAUUAAAGUCAGGACAACUGAAGAUAUAGAGAGAAUUUCUCAGACUUUGAACCAAGAAAUGAUAUUGGAGAUUGAAAGCAAAGCUAAAUUACUAGCUCCAUUGAGUUCAUCUGCUACAAAUCUUGCAAGAAUUUUAAGCGCAUCAGUGAAUGAAACCAGGCUUUCAUUUUCUAUAAUUGAAUCAAAGGUGGCUCCUCUGCUGUUUCAAGCAUUUUCAACUAUUCCAUACCUUUCACAAGUUUCAUUUACCGGAACAGAUGGUUUGUUCUUCUCAUACUACAGCAAAGAAGAUCAGCAACAGCCUGUUGCUGUAUAUUUUAACUCCUCAUCGCCUAUUAACCAAAAAAACUCAACAAUGUACACCUGGUACACUCAGCCAGUUAGUCGCAACACUGGAAAGCCAUACGGAGAAGCUGUGAUUACUCCUCCAAGUAUUACUAAUGCAACUAAAAACAAAUUUGCUUCACUAGGAACAUCAUGGAAUGAUUCCCAAGAUCUCCAUUUCCUUAACACAGCUGCUAUGGAUGGAAGAGGAACUAUAUCUCUAGGUUUCCGUGUGAAACCAUUGCUCAGUUUCUUCUGCAGUUUCGAUGGUGAGGGUGGCAGUUUAUACUUGGCUACAAAAGAUGGAGUAGGAGUACUAGAAGGGACGAUUCCAAACACUCGUGUAGUCAUAAAGAGCAAUUCAGUUUCAGUUCAGCUGAUAGAUUCAUUUGGUGUGCAAGUAGGUCAAGUUGGUAAUGUUACUUGUCAACAGAAUGAUGGCACUACAGAGGAAUCAAAUUUCAACAUUUGGAAAAUCAAGUAUUCGUUAUACUGCUCAGACCUAAAAAUUCUUGGGGUGGAAUUGGUUUAUGUAUUGACUAUACCACAUAAGAGACCCCGGAGCUUUGUGCAUGGCUUCAACAAUGUGCUUGUUUCCGUCCUGUUUAUAGUAGCUGCUAUUUUUGUUACUACAGUUUAUCUUCUGCUUCUUGUUGUCUGCGGGGAAAGGACAAAGAUGGGGUUACGUGCUGCUCUAAUACAGCAAAUGGAAGCCAGCCAUCAAGCUGAAAGGAAGAGUUUGAAUAAGAGUCGUGCCUUGGCCCGUGCAAGCCAUGACGUGCGUGCUUCACUAGCAGGCCUGACUGGCUUGAUAGAGUUAUGUCACGAGCUGGUAGAUCCUAGAUCCGAAUUGGAGGGAAAUUUAGUACAAAUGGAAGCUUGUACAAAGGACCUUUUAGGUAUUUUGAAUACAAUUCUUGAUACAAGUAAGAUUGAAUCCGGGAAAAUACAACUGGAAGAAGAAGAGUUUGAUGUGGCACAAUUACUCGAAGAUGUGGCUGAUUUGUUUUAUUCAGUAGCCAUGAAGAAGGGUGUAGAUGUGGUGCUGGAUCUCUAUGAUGGCUCGGUUAGAAAGCUUUCCCGUGUUAGAGGAGAUCGAGGGAAGCUUAAACAGAUACUCUGUAACUUGGUUAGCAAUGCUGUCAAAUUUACCUCAGAGGGACAUGUUUCAAUAAGAGCUUUUGCCAGGAAACCAACUUUUGAUGAUUCAAUACUUGCCAACACUCGGAAUAAUCUAGUGACAUGGUUACCUUUCUUGUUCUCCAAAGAAGCUGAAGCAUAUAAUGACUAUGAAGCUAAAAAGGCUUUCCAACAAAAUGAAAAUUGCAUGGAGUUUAUAUUUGAGGUAGAUGACACAGGCAAGGGAAUUCCCAAAGAGAAGGCGAAAUCAGUAUUUGAGGACUAUGUUCAGGUUAAGGAGACAGCUGAUGGACAAGAAGGCACUGGCUUGGGGCUUAAUAUUGUUCAGUCUCUUGUACGUCUAAUGGGAGGAGAGAUCGUGAUUAAAGAUAGAGAAGUUGGCAGGAAAGGAACUUGCUUUAAGUUCAAUACUUACCUCUCUCUAUGCGAGACUAACUGCAUAACUGGAAAUACAAGAGAGUAUGACCCUGAAUCACUUGGUAGCUACGUUUCUGGUGGAUCUGAUCAGUCUUCAGGAAGAAACCUUGCAAGGAGUGGUCAAAAGAUAGAAGGAACAUUAGUUGUUCUUUUCAUCCAGAGUGAAGAAAGGCGCAAGGUUUCUAAGAAAUCUAUGGAGCGACUAGGGAUUAAAGUUUUGGCUGUAAAGAACUAUGAACAGUUUUCUAAUACUCUGAAAAUUAUCAAAAGAAGGCUGCUACAUUCUCAGAGUAGUUCUUCUGAAAGACCUGACCUAAGCUCCAGGAGUGAUUGCCUAAAAAACCCGACACCAAACAGUUCUACCACUCAGAAUAUUAAUACCAGUACAUCAAUAUUCGUUAUAAUUGUUAUAGAUACUGAUGGAGGACCAUUUCGUGAACUCAGCAAGGCCGUGGCUGAAUUCAGAAAAGGCCAUUGCAGUAGUUGCAGCAGGAUCGUUUGGCUAGAUAAACCAGGAGCACGAAAUAUUCAAGUUCAAGGCCUUGACAAGGAUAAACUCCCUCCAAAUGAUCUCAUCUUGUUCAAGCCAUUACAUGGAUCACGUUUAUAUCAGAUUUUGCUGGACUUUCAGGCACUGACGCGCAACUACCAACCAUCAGCAGAAAAUAAAAUUAAUUCAUCAACUCAAAAAUUCCCCUCAGGACCCAAUGCUACUAGUGGUAAAACAGUGCUAACCUCAACACAUGACUCUUCUGCUAAAAGCAUUCCAAAACUUCAUGGGGAUAUCAAAGAACAGGGUGGGCCAGUAAAUGAGAAACCUUUGGGUGGGAAGAAGAUCUUGGUGGCGGAAGAUGAUAUGGUGUUACGUAAAAUAGCAUGUUCUGUUAUUACUAAACUUGGAGCCAGUGUCGAAAUAUGUGAAAAUGGAAAAGAGGUUCUGGAAAUUGUCUGUAAAAGUUUGAAUGAUCAAAGGAAACAAGAAGCUUCUGAUGUUCCACCUUACGAUUACAUUUUUAUGGAUUGCCAGAUGCCAAUUAUGAAUGGCUUUGAAGCAACUAGACGUAUCCGAGAAGAAGAGGAACAUCAUGGCAUUCACAAGCCAAUAAUAGCUUUAAGCGCUCAUACAAGCGAUUCAGAAAUAAGAAUGAUGAUUCAAGCUGGAAUGGAUCAUCACAUACCAAAACCAGUGAACCCAACAAAGCUGCUACAAGUUAUUAUGGAUAUUCAUGGAAGAUGAAACCUACAUCUACAAGUCUUUUACAGUUCUACAGAUGGCAAGUAAAUGAACAGUUGGGCUCAGCAUGAGUCGAGCCUAGUAAUGGUUGGCUCUGGCAAUAUGCCCCGAUCAAAUAAAGAAUGAAUCUGAACUGUGAUCCCCAUGUAUAACUUAAAUUUACUUGCCAAUGUAGGUAAUUUGUCCUUG